Molecule: messenger RNA, 707 nt
Organism: Eruca vesicaria subsp. sativa (arugula)
Lineage: Eukaryota; Viridiplantae; Streptophyta; Magnoliopsida; Brassicales; Brassicaceae
Source: the annotation of a GenBank genome assembly
AUGGCGUCGACCACUUGUGCAAGGGAGGUGCAUUACAGAGGAGUAAGGAAGAGACCAUGGGGUCGUUACGCAGCUGAGAUUAGAGAUCCUUGGAAGAAAACUAGGGUUUGGUUAGGCACUUUCGACACUCCCGAAGAAGCUGCUCUCGCCUACGACGGCGCCGCCCGUUUCCUCCGUGGAAUCAAAGCUAAAACUAACUUCCCUUCUCCUCUCUCUCUCGACCUUAACCACAUCCCUUCUCCCUCCGCCGCAGCCGCCGCGGCAGUAAACCACCAAAACCAACACCUCUGGUUCUCCGCUCCUCCUCCUCCUCCUCCUCCUCUUCACAUCUCCGGAAAUUACCGACAACACCGACUCUAUCUCCGAACCGGAGUGCUAAACGACAGAACCCCCUCUACAGAAGCGCCGUUUUACUUCGCGGCAUCGCCUGCCGCAGCCACGUCGUCGCCUCGAGUGCUUGAGUUAAUGAGUUCUUCUCCUUCCUCCCCUACGGAGAGACGUGGCUUAGCCAUUGAUCUCAACGAGCCGCCGCCUCUUUGGCUGUAGAACAGACGAUGUAGACGGAGAUUAACGGCGCCGUUUGGAACACUUACGGCACAACUAUUACGGUUUUUUUUUUUUUUGUAACUUUAGUUUCUUUUAGCAAAUAUCUUCUUUUUAGAGUCGUAUGAGUAGUUUUCUUUUAACCUUGUGCUUUUUUGGCUAUG